GCUCAGGUGGGUUUCACCAAUUUUCGCAGCAAUGUCACGCCGGCCCUCCGACCUCUACCAAAACCCUAUUGUUUCAGUUUGUCCGGAUGAUCUGCGAACGCAGCCGGACUGGCUGGAGCAACAAGCCUGGUUUUUGGCAACCUUAGAUGCCAAGUUCUCCCAGCAGGCAGACUUGAUCAAGGACUUGCUAGACACCUCACUUGCAGGUGGAGGUGGAAGUUUUUGCCAUGGGAGUCGCUUGGAGCCCCACGGCAUUCAUGGCUCCGACGCGCCCGGCGACAACGAAGAAGAGCUACCUGUCCUUGUGGCAGCCGACUGUGAGGAGAGUGAGGAGAUUGAGGAGGAUGUCGGGGAGCUGGAGCAGCCGGAGAACAAAGAUGGCUCUUUUGCCACGCUCCGUUUGCGAUCCCUGCGAGCCACGCUUCGCGGCUCCAGGGACUCAGACGAUAGGACUGCCCGGAAGUCUGACACCAUUCGGAAAGCCACACAGGUUUUGGGUGCCAAGGUGAUGAAUGAAAAGCUGGCAGAUGAACCGCCCUUGAGACAGUUUGUGAAGAAACGGCUCGACACCUUUAUGGCGCUCGUGGUCGCUGCCAAUAUCUCUGUGAUGGUGUUGAUGACCCAAUGGGCCGGGAGGAAUUCAGAUGUAGCUCUGGGACUGGAGGAAGAGGCAUGGCCAUUUUUCUCGCAGGAGUUCUUUGAUGGAUUGGAAUAUGUCUUUUAUUCCUUGUACCUGAUUGAUGUUUUACUGCGAAGCUAUGUUCUCCGACGAGAGUGGUGCUAUGAUCCCGUGGAGGGUGUGCAGUUCAUGAAUCUCUUUGAUGCUACAUUGGUUGUCAUCAGUACCUUCGAACUCAUUUUGCUUCCUGCCAUUGUUUCAGGUGGCACGUCGGCGCAAGCAAAUGCCGUGCGUCUGCUGAAGCUCGUGCGGAUCGUGCGCACCCUGCGCAUCAUCAAGGCCGUCUCGGUGUUCCGCCAGCUGCGGGUCUUAGUGGCAACCUGCCUGGCCAGCAUCGGCGCUCUGAUUUGGUCCAUGGUUCUAUUGAUGCUCCUGAAGCUGGCGGUAAGCCUCAUGGCGGGACAAGCCUUGCAGACCUUCAUUCAAGAUGAGUCGGAAGACUUAGAUGCCAGGUAUGAGAUGAACAACCUCUAUGGUAGCUUCACUCGUGCCUUUUACACCUUCUUCGAGAUAACCCACAGUGGUUCGUGGCCUUCACGCGUACGGCCUGUGCUGGAGAAAGUCAGCCCUUGGUAUAGCGUCCUUUUCUUGCCGUACAUUGCUUUGGUGGUCUUCGCCGUGAUUCGCGUGGUGACGGCGUUGUUCAUCAAGGAGACCUUGGCCUCGGCGGCCAACGAUGCGGAGAUGGUCAUCGAAGAAAGUCGGCGCAUGGCCGUGGAGUACCAAGAGCGACUGGAGGAACUCUUCCGCUUGGUGGACAACGACGGCGACGGCUCGCUCUCCGCUGAGGAAUUUGUUCAGGCCAUGGAACUGCCAUCCGUGCAGCAGUACCUGAAGUUCCUGGAAGUGACGGUCCGUGAUUGCGGGCCGCUCUUUGAGAUUUUGGCCCAGGGCGAUGGGCAAAUCACCAUCACAGAAUUCUGCAAGGGCCUGAUGCAAAUCAAGGGCCAAGCACGUGCUUUGGACAUCGUCGUUCUGCAGCAUGAAAACACUAAGUUGCAACAUGAUAUCGGCGAAGUUCUGCAAAUCGUGAGGGGUUUUGAUCUGCGGGCGCGGGAAAGGGCUUCACGGGCCCACGCGGCUCUGCAGGCUCGAGGCUCGGUCCUCUCCUCUCAGCGCGGGUUGUUAGCCAGUCUCGCCUAAGGUGAGGCUGACACGACAAACAUCGAAGGAAAAUGAAGAAAAACA
This is a messenger RNA of Cladocopium goreaui, 1867 nucleotides long. Lineage: Eukaryota; Dinophyceae; Suessiales; Symbiodiniaceae. The record is from the annotation of a GenBank genome assembly.